Suncus etruscus (white-toothed pygmy shrew) is the source of this 1584-nucleotide messenger RNA. It is a transcript of the gene GABRE, whose product is annotated as gamma-aminobutyric acid type A receptor subunit epsilon. Lineage: Eukaryota; Metazoa; Chordata; Mammalia; Eulipotyphla; Soricidae. The transcript has 9 exons. Gene Ontology annotation, biological process: gamma-aminobutyric acid signaling pathway; signal transduction; synaptic transmission, GABAergic. The record is from RefSeq and is a predicted model, not a curated record. Gene Ontology annotation, cellular component: GABA-A receptor complex; neuron projection; dendrite membrane. Gene Ontology annotation, molecular function: benzodiazepine receptor activity; GABA-gated chloride ion channel activity; inhibitory extracellular ligand-gated monoatomic ion channel activity.
AUGGUCAAAGAGAGGGUGAAUGUCAGUGGUCUUUCGAGUUUAGUGGCAUUCUGGCUGAUGAUGGCAGACAGGAUAAAAGCACCAUGUAUUCGGGUGAAAAAGGACACUUCUGCUCUUAAGGUGGUGCCCAAGGACACUUCUGCUCACGAGGUGGUGCCCAAUCCCACUACUGCUCCUAAGGCUGUAUCCAACCCCAAGCCUCAGGCCCCUGAAGAGGAGAUCCCAUUUGAACAGGCACUAUCCACUAAUGAUGACGUCCGUAUUAUCAGCAGCAGAAUGUUAGAAGCAAGUAGAAUCCUGGACAACAUUCUAAAAAAUCAUGACCACAGUCUGCGUCCUGGCUUUGGUAAACAUCCCACUGUGGUCAACUUCGAUCUCUUAAUACACGCCUUUGGUCCCCUCUCUGUCUCCAACAUGGAAUAUACCAUGGACAUCACCUUCUACCAAACCUGGUAUGAUGACCGUCUCCGUUUUGAGGGCAGCUUUGAGAACAUUGUUGUGCACGAUGAAGUGUUGAAACAGAUAUGGCUCCCCAAAUAUCCUUAUUCAUAAUUCUAAGAGGAGCCGAGGAAGCAAGGGUUUGAUUCCUCCACCAGUAUGGCACGCAUCUACAGAGAUGGCAAAGUGACUUACAAAGCUCGGUAUGUCAUUGAUAUUGGAUGUUCACUUCACCUGGUCAAAUUUCCAAUGGAUUCUCACUCUUGCACUCUGUCUUUCUCUUGUUUUUCCUAUCCUAUUGAUGAGGUGAUUUUUGAAUGGGACAAGAUAGAAUUUGACUUCAGAAAUACUUGGAGGAUGUACCAGUUUGAUUUUAAAGGUGUGAGCAACAAGACUGAGGUCUUCAAGAGUGUGGAUGGUGAGUAUCUGAUUUUGACAUUUCUCUUCAACAUAACACGACACCUGGGCUUUGCGACCUUCCAAAGCUACAUCCCUUCUUCGAUGACCACAGUGCUCUCCUGGGUUUCCUUUUGGAUCCAGAAGGAUUGUUCUCCUGCCCGGACCUCUUUAGGGAUUACCUCCGUUCUCACCAUGGCCACACUCUGCACCUUUACCCGGAAAGAAAUACCCUUCAUGACCUGUGUCACUGCCUUGGAUUUCUACAUUGCCUUUUGCUUGAUUUUCUGCUUCUGUUCUCUGAUUGAGUUUGCUGUCAUCACCUUCCUGACCUACAAAAAGAAACGAUCCCGUGUUCCAAGACUUCGCCAUGUGCGUAUUUCUCGCAGAGGCCGGCGCUCAGGCCGUGCCUCCCAGCAGGAUGACUCCAACAGCAACAGCGGCAGUGAUGGCGACAAUGACAGUGACAGCGAUGGCGAUAGCGACAGUGACGGUGAGGAUCAGCGGGUGUGGGAACGCCUGGCUUGCCCUGAGCAGCUGCAGAAUGAUCCGUAUGUUGCGCACCGCCCCUGGAACACCUGCAAGUGGUACCAGAAGUUCUUCUGCACCUUCCCUAGCUGCCAUGGUAGCACAUGGCAGAGCGGCCGCCUAUAUAUCCAUAUCUACCGCCUGGAUGCCUACUCACGAGUCUGUUUCCCAGUGGCCUUCUUUAUCUUCAAUGUCAUCUACUGGUGUGUUUGCCUUAACUAA